AUGCGCAGCAAGGUACCCCUAGGCAAGUCCUCACCUCGUCCUCACGUCCAGGUGAAUAACUACGGGCGAAUUAACUCGCCCGGCGAUGACAUCCGCGUAGCCAUGACGAAGAACGCGAGCAAGGCGGGAAGUCCUACCGCCGCCACCGGUGCGAGCUGUGACGGGGACGACGGAGACGAAGCACAUGGCGACGACGCGGAGGAGGAUUGGCCGGAGAACGGCCACGACGACAGCGCUUCGGGCGACGAAUUAGGUCCGGCCGACAUUGAGGAAGACGAAUGGUGGAAUCAGCCGGUCGGGAGCGACGACGAGGUGGAAGAGUGGCGGCUGGAAGCGGCGGAGGCAGCCGACGAGGCCGAGGCGGAACGCGAGACAGCGGCGCCUGCGGAUGCCGACGCGGUGGCGGAGGCGGACAAGGUGGCUGGGGAUGCCGUCUUAUUUGACGGCGAGGGCACCGACGACGACCCCUGGAGCCUUGCUUCGGACGACGACGUGCCGCUACUGAAGCGGAGGCUGCGCCAUCGCCUGCAGUCCACGACGAAGCGCGCUCGCAUGGUGCUUUCGGACGACGACAGUGCCGGGGAGGAGCGUCGCCCCCUUCUCACCGCUGCGGAUAAAGGAAAGGCAAAGGUCGUGGAAGCCCCUGCUAAGUCCCCUGCUAAGGCCCCUGCAAAGGCCCCUGCUCGUCGCCGCACAAGCAACAAGAAGCGCAAGGACGACGGUGACCCUGGAUCCAGCAAGGGCGCGGCUAGGAAAAAGGCGAAGAAGGCACCCAAUCCUGACGACAUCAUCGGCAACGAAGCGUUGGGCAGCGACGAUGAGUACGUGGCGGCGGCGGGCCCGAUUCCCACGUUCCCUGAAAAGGAGGCGCCGAAGGACCCCACCCUCUCUAAUCCCAACACCCGCCCACCUUCCCCUCGCAGCAAAGACACCACGAAGAAGCGUCGCGGCUGGACCGUGCGUGAGAAGCUCAAGUGGGCGCGCCGCUAUAAGGAGCUGGGCUCCCUGAAGAAAACAAGCGUGGAGUCCACCGCGAGCGUCGCCUGCAUCAGACGUUGGAGCGCGGAAGCGGCUGCGGGCAUCUACAAGGGCGCGGCUAACUGCCGCAAGCGGAUGCACGGGGGGGGGGCGCCACGCACACUACCCCGACAUGGAGGCAGCGUUAUCAUCAUCGACGCGUUCCGCCACUGUGGCAUCUCCAGCAAGCUGGACGGAACGGAGAAUCACCUGGUGAUGUCUCACCUGCGCGCCAGGAGCACCACCGAUGUCUCCGAGGACAUGUCCCUCGGGGGGACCACAGGCGACAACACGCGCCUGCUUGGGAAGGCUCCAGAGGAAGAGGAGGAGGAGGAGGAGGAGGAGGAGGAGGAGGAGGAGGAGGACGAGGAGGAGGAGGAGGAGGAGGAGGAGGAGGAGGAGGAGGAGGAGGAGGAGGAGGAGGAGGAGGAGGAGGAGGAGGAGGAGGAGGAGGAGGAGGAGGAGGAGGCGAUGCAGGCGGAGGGCGUGCGGGAGGUGGCCGUGGCAACUGGCCUGGAGGUGCUGUACCAGGAGACCCCCAACUACCGCGGAGCGGCGGCCGAGGCUGACCGCAUGAUCGAGCCUAGGGAGACGGCUAGGCAUGCCUGGCGAGUGCCAGACCUGAGUGUGGAGCCUGUAGCUAGUGCCCCAGAGGAGGCAGUGACCGAGGGGGGUUAG
Molecule: messenger RNA, 1695 nt
Organism: Closterium sp. Yama58-4
Lineage: Eukaryota; Viridiplantae; Streptophyta; Zygnematophyceae; Desmidiales; Closteriaceae
Source: the annotation of a GenBank genome assembly